CUCCGCGCCGGAGACGGGCGGCUGCGGGUGCGGGUGAUGCCCGAGCGCCGCGGAGCCGUUCCGGGCGGCGAGCGAGGGCUCUCGGCGGCCAUCCGAGCCGCCCGCCCCCGCCUCCUCCUCCACGUCUCGGCGGCAGGUCCAAGCAGUCUGGAUCUCCCAACAAGCAGUCCUCCUCUUCUUCCUGGUCUUUCUUCUUGGAACUUGACCUGGAUCAUGAGAGAUACAUCUCCUUUCUUCUCCCAUAGAGGACGACACAUAUUUGAUUGCAAUUUUGAGUCUCCUUGUGAGCUGGAAUAUUCCCUUUCCUCGAAAGAUCGGGAAAGCUCCAACAAAGCUUGGCUGAGAGUGAGUGCAGAGGAUAUCUCACAGCUGAACAUCCCGGAUGGACCAGAGAGAGAUCACUCAGAGAAUACACCAAAAGGUUAUUUCCUGUUCCUUAAUGCAUCUGAGAGCCCUGUCAUCCUGAGCCCCUGGCUGAGAAGCAGCAGUGACCAAUGCGUAGUUCAAGUGGCUGUUUAUAAGUUUUUCCAGCAGAGUGGAGAAUAUAUUGUUCGGAUCCUUCCUAUUGACGAAAGCAGCAGUGAAAUUUUGACAGAGCAGAAUCCAGAAAAACAUGGAUGGGUGCUGCUUCAAAGAAGAGUUGGACAUAUAGAGAAACCAUUUCGGAUCUCAUUGGAGUACAUUGCUAAUGGGAACAAGAGCAUAGCAGCUGUGGAUUCCUUUGCAAUGAAGAACUGCACUACAGGAGCUGCUUCUGUCUCAAAAAUGGCUCUGGAAGGCUCCUUCAGCUGCUGGAAUGGCACAUCAAUCAGGCUGGGCCAGGCGUGUGACUUCAUCAGAGACUGCACUGAAGGAGAAGAUGAGGGAGCAAUGUGCAGAAAACUUCCUUCUGGCUUUUACUGCUCAUUUGAAGAAGGGGACUGUGGCUGGAUGGAGGGCUCAUCAGCGCCCCAUGCUUCUCCGUGGCGAAUUGGGAGCCUGGAGUACAACCAUUUUCCUUCAGUUGAAGAUUUUGCCCUGAUCCUUGACACCAGCAAAGUACCAGCAGGAGCAAGCACUGUAAUGACCAGCGCUACAUUUCCAGCCCCAUUGAGGAACUCCCCCUGUGAGCUACGAAUGUCAUGGCUUAUCCGUGGUGUCUUGCUGGGAAAUAUAUCCUUGGUGCUGGUUGAGAACAAGACAGGGAACGAGCUGAGCAGGGCAUUCUGGCAUUCAGCAAACAACGAAGGUUUGGGAAUAUGGCAGUGGCUGAUCUUACCUCUCCCAGAUAUACUGGACAGGUUUUGGUUUCAGAUUAUUGCUUCAUGGGAAAGAGGAUCCAAUGCCGUUAUUGCUUUUGACAAUGUCUCCCUUAGUCUGGACUGUUUUUUAACAAUCAAUGGAGAGAAGAUACCUCGAAGUACUACUCCAGACUCAAGCAAUUUGCUCACCAGUAGAAGAGGCCCGAAUAAUUUUGGGUGGGAACAAAAACUUCUGGGAAAUCUCCAACUCGGCACCGCCCCCAUUUCUGGUCCAGCAGAUCACUGGCUGUUCACAACAUGUGGUGCUAGUGGAGCCUAUGGCCCAACACAGAGCCAAUGCAAUGAUGCCUACAGGAACUCCAACCUCAGUGUGAUCGUCGGAGCUGAGGGGAUUCUCCAAGGCAUUCAAAUCUGGAGAGUACCAGCAACCAACACGUACAGCAUCUCAGGUUAUGGAGCUGCUGGUGGGAAAGGAGGGAAGAACACCAUGGUGAGAUCCCAUGGCGUGUCUGUACUGGGAAUUUUUGACCUCCAGAAGGAUGAUACGUUGUAUAUCUUGGUGGGACAGCAAGGAGAAGAUGCUUGCCCUAGUACCAAUGACGUUAUACAGAAAGUCUGCAUUGGAGAGAACAAUGUGAUUGAAGAGGAGAUACGUGUGAACAGAAGUGUCAAUGAAUGGGCAGGAGGAGGUGGAGGUGGGGGAGGUGCAACUUAUAUAUUUAAGAUGGAGAAUGGAGAACCAGUCCCCUUGAUAAUUGCAGCAGGAGGUGGUGGCAGGGCCUACAGAGCCAAAACAGACACAUUUCAUCCAGAAAGGCUGGAGAAUGAUUCCUCUGUUCCAGGGCUGAACGGAAAUUCAGGAGCUGCAGGUGGUGGAGGUGGCUGGAAUGAUAACACUUCCUUCCUGUGGUCAGGAAAGUCCUUGCUGGAAGGUGCUACUGGAGGAAGAUCCUGCCCCCAGGCCAUGAAGAAGUGGGGGUGGGAGACAAGAGGGGGUUUCGGAGGGGGUGGAGGGGGGUGCUCCUCAGGUGGAGGAGGCGGAGGAUAUAUAGGUGGCAAUGCUGCAGAGGACAAUGACCCAGAGAUGGAUGGGGAGGAUGGUGUGUCCUUUAUUAAUCCCAUUGGUACUUUAUACACUCCAGCACUUAAAGUGACAGAGGGGCAUGGAGAGGUGGAUAUUAGGCUGCAUCUUAACUGCAGUCACUGUGAGAUGGACGAGUGCCGUGUUGAUCUUGAAACUCAGAAAGUCAUUUGCUUUUGUGAGCCAGGCACAGACUUGGCUGAGGAUGGUGUGUCUUGCAUAGCUGAGCCAACAGUUCAUCUCCCUCUCUCCUUGGUUUUGUCAGUAGUGACCUCAGCAUUGGUUGCUGCCUUAAUUUUGGCUUUUUCAGGAAUCAUGAUAGUGUAUCGUCGGAAGCACCAGGAGCUACAAGCCAUGCAGAUGGAGUUACAGAGCCCAGAAUAUAAGCUGAGCAAACUGCGUACCUCCACUAUUAUGACAGACUACAAUCCCAACUACUGCUUUGCAGGAAAGACCACCUCCAUUAGUGACCUCAAAGAGGUGCCUCGCAAAAACAUCUCCCUCAUCCGGGGUUUGGGCCACGGAGCCUUUGGUGAGGUAUAUGAAGGUCAGGUGGCAGGGAUCCCCAGCGACCCCACUCCCUUGCAGGUGGCUGUGAAAACAUUGCCUGAAGUGUGUUCAGAGCAAGAUGAGCUGGACUUCCUCAUGGAAGCUCUCAUUAUUAGCAAGUUCAAUCACCAGAAUAUUGUGCGUUGUAUCGGAGUGAGUUUGCAGGCGCUGCCCCGUUUCAUCUUGCUAGAGCUCAUGGCUGGAGGUGACCUGAAAUCAUUCCUGAGGGAGACACGGCCCAGACCGAAUCAGCUUUCCUCCCUCUCCAUGCUGGACUUGCUCCACGUGGCUCAUGACAUUGCUUGUGGGUGUCAGUACCUGGAGGAGAAUCACUUCAUUCACAGGGAUAUUGCUGCUAGGAACUGCCUCCUUACCUGCCGAGGGCCUGGAAGAGUGGCUAAAAUUGGAGACUUUGGCAUGGCCCGGGAUAUAUACAGAGCCAGCUACUAUCGGAAGGGAGGGUGUGCAAUGCUGCCUGUCAAAUGGAUGCCUCCCGAGGCUUUCAUGGAAGGGAUAUUUACAUCAAAAACAGACACAUGGUCCUUUGGCGUAUUGCUGUGGGAGAUAUUCUCAUUGGGAUACAUGCCUUACCCUAGCAAAAGUAACCAGGAGGUUCUGGAAUUUGUAACCAACGGAGGAAGGAUGGAUCCACCUAAAAACUGCCCUGGCCCUGUAUACCGCAUUAUGACCCAGUGCUGGCAGCACCAGCCAGAAGACAGGCCAAACUUUGCCAUAAUCUUGGAGAGGAUCGAGUACUGCACUCAGGACCCAGAUGUCAUCAACACUGCUUUGCCAGUAGAAUAUGGCCCGUCGGUUGAAGAGGAAGAGAAGGUAGCGAUACGCCCAGAAGAUCCAGAAGCAAUUCCUCCUCUGUUGGUUUCCACGCACCAAGACAGAAAGGAUGAGAAGCAAACCUUGCCAUCUCCACCACCCCUGCCAUCAGCCAUCACUGCAGGAAAAGCUCUAGGGAAAGCAGGAUCCUUGGAGUCAUCAGUCCCUGGGAAGGUGCAGGCAGCCUCGGGUGGGGGACAUAUCAACAUGGCCUAUGCCCAGUCCAACCCCCCUUCUGAGCUGCACAAAGGCCGAGGCUCCAGAAACAAGCCUACCAACCUCUGGAAUCCAACCUAUGGUUCCUGGUUUGCAGAGAAGCAGGCCAGCAAAAACAAACCUCUGCUGGAGAAAGAGAUGCCUGAGAGGGAGAACUUAGGACAUGAAGGAAACUGUACUGUGGGGCCCAACAUAGUGACUGGCAGGCUACCAGGCUCCUCCCUGCUAUUAGAGCCAUCCUCCCUAACAGCAAGCGUUAAAGAAGUGCCUCUCUUUAGGCUCCGUCACUUCCCCUGUGGGAAUGUCAACUAUGGAUACCAACAGCAGGGCUUGCCUUUGGAAGCCUCCACGCCAUCUUGUGCUAGCGGUUAUGAGGACCCCACCCUUAGAAACAAGAGCCACAUAUCCCAGCAGGGGCCCUGAGAGCCCUCUACCCUCUUGACUUUCCCCCCUGUAGUCCCAAGCCUUGAAGAAAUAUCCUGUUACCCACUACACCACGAGCAAGUGAUGUGAGGCAUUACCUUCUAUUUGUGCCAGCUUGCUCUAGAAGUGCCACCUUCGAACCUGUAAUUUCAAAUAAUCCAAGAGGCUUCAAAUCACCAGAGCCCCAGUACGGUAAAAUAAGCAAGGAGUAGGGAGGGAGGGUACAGGAAACAAAUGUUAACUGCAAGGCCCAGCUUCCUGUUGCAUUAACUCAUCUGCAUGGUUGUUGUCAUGCCCUUCCUGUGAGCUUCUCUCAGUUCUGCGUUCUCUGCUUAAGCGUAAAGCCACGGCUCGCUGCCUUGAAUGUUUCAUGUCUGGGAUUUUCCAUGCCAAACUUACGGUUGCUGAGGAACACUUGGAGAGCACCUGUAAUUGGCAAAGGCCAGAACAGGUUUGAGGAAAGCGUCCUUUGUCCAAACUGAAAAAGGAGAUGACAACUUUGGAUGGUGAUGCAAUGGUACGUUCCCAAGUUCCAGCUACAGUCUUGUCUUUGAGAGUCCUUGAAUGCACAGCGGUUAUGGUGUCACUGGCAGGGCAAUAGGAAGACUGGUCAGAUUACAUCACUUGCAAGAGACAGCAGGAAGCACAGAGGAUGGGUUCUGGCUUGGAGCAGGGGUGGUGUUUUUCUGUGUUUUUUUGUUGUUUGUUUUUUCUCCUGUAUUUAAAUACUGAAACGGAGUAAAACCCAUAAAAUUCCUUCUGUUCUACAAAUGAAUGUCCUUCAUCACAAACUUGUGCGUGUCAAGUGCAACCAAAGUGAAGCUUUAAAGGACCAUGGUUAUGAGAGAAACUUUAACUGUGCCCUGAAGAUGGACUGCCACCUGCGUAGCUCAGACAUUUAAAGUAACCUUCAACAUACCCUGUACAAGCAAGAACAAGAUAAAGGCAGAAGAUGACAUCGUGCCACAAUCUAGAUACCAGAUACUGUCUGUAAUUGAAGGGCCGAGAGCCCUUGUUUCUUUAACAAAAUGUGUGUAUGAUAGUGGUUUAAAAACAAGCACUGCAUUGACUCAUUUUGUACACCUUGUGCAUGACAAAUAAGUGUACUGUCAAACCAUAGACGUAGGCAAUUAUUCAUGUGUAAAGCUAUGCGUUAGUAACUUCAACUUACGGUUGUAAGGAGCUGUUUUAGCAUCAGUGCAGUCUGAAAAGGAGGUGCCUAUCUCCAUAGAAAGGAGCCUCCUGAAGCGUCAGCAAAGGACUAUGGAGGUGUUCUUCAGUCCAAGAAAUUUCAGUGAAGUGAUUCUGAAUCUGGCCCUGGCUCCAAAACCCGAGUGGAAAAGCAGGAAGCAGUAUGAUCUCCAGGAUGCACAGCAUGAAUGGGAAAACCCUGCAUCACCACUCUCAUGCUCUGCAAAGCACUUAUUUCUCUGUGGAUGUUAUCAGUGUCCUAUAGACAUUAGGUAGGUUUUCUGAUCCAGUGCUAAUUUGUUAACUGCUGAAGGUCAAGUAGAUUGGGCUGUUUAUCUGCCUUUCUUGUUGUAUUUCCAUCUUUGGUUUUGCUACUGACCCUUGUUUCUCCAUCGUGCCUGGAAACAAAGCAAGGCAUGGAGGUGGUUCUGCUUCCAGAGGGGUGGAGGAUGGACUGGUGGUGGGAGAGGGUAUGCAGUGGUAUCUUGGCUCCCCUCCAGGCAUGCUCACACCAGGUGAGAGGUCUGUGCUAGGCCAUGAAGGAUUGAACUGUGCAUGUUUGCUCCUCUUACUGAGCCUGUCUGCUUGGUGACAAGAACCUUGACAUAGGUAUAGUAUAGAACUGUCUCUCACAGCUGCAAAGACAUCACAAAGUGUCUAUCCCAAAGUUAAACCUGUCAUGAGAACUGUCUGAACUGUCUGCAUCUGGCUUCUUUUAGUAACAGAGCUUCAUUAGAGGAAUGUCUGUCUCACCUACAGCAGUUUAUGCAACACUGUUUAUAAAGGAAGGGCCUGUGCACUUCAGGGAUACUAUGAAGAAGAAUGCUAAUAUAUGGUCAUUGAGUAUUUUGUAUUGAAUAGUGUCUUUGUAUUGUAAACAAGUGUAGUGAACCAAAAGGCAUGAUGAAGACCAAUAAAAUGGCUGUAACUGG
Molecule: messenger RNA, 6464 nt
Organism: Tympanuchus pallidicinctus (lesser prairie-chicken)
Lineage: Eukaryota; Metazoa; Chordata; Aves; Galliformes; Phasianidae
Gene: ALK
Product: ALK receptor tyrosine kinase
Exons: 30
Coding region: 37-4341 (1434 amino acids)
Biological process (GO): positive regulation of kinase activity; multicellular organism development; cell surface receptor protein tyrosine kinase signaling pathway
Cellular component (GO): signaling receptor complex; membrane
Molecular function (GO): protein binding; ATP binding; transmembrane receptor protein tyrosine kinase activity
Source: RefSeq, a predicted model, not a curated record